CGACGGAAACGCACACGAAACUAAACGCGACGCCAAAAUUAUUUAUAUUUUGUUAAAAAUAUAAUAUUAACAAAAAAUAUAAUAUAAAAAAAAGUAUUAUUUAAAAAAAACUAUACAUUUUUUUUGCUGUUUAAUAUUAAAGUUGUGCUGCAAACAAAAAACCUACAGAAAUAAAGCACCCACUACAAGAACCAGAAUCAGAGCUCUAGACUCCAGCCAAGAUGCUCAAGUGGGCCGUCAACCAGCCGCGACCCUCGUACUUGGCCCGGGAGGAGACCCCCAGUGUUGUCCCAGUGACCACCACCACCAGCUACAGCGAGUUCCAUGCCUUGCGGGGCAAGCUGAAGCGUAAGUCGCUAUGCGUGGGCCAGGGCAAGGAGAACCAACUGACCUCCACACCGCUGCCAGCCAGCGCCGCCUCUCUGGCACCACGCACGCCGCUGCUCAAGGAUCUGAGCAACAUCCUGGCCACGCCACCCUCAGGAAAGGGUAGAGGAACAGAAGCAGGAAAAGGAGCUGAAGGAGGAGCAGUGGCUCCUGCCAAGUACGCCUGCACCCUGCCCACCUUCGAGGCGGAGUACUCUCCCACGGCGGCCAUCAUCCCUGGUCCCCUGAUCGCCCUGCGAGGCAUGGGAGUCCCGGACAGCUACUUCGAGAAGCCGCGCUACCUGGAGCAGAAGCCACUGCCUGCUCCGCAGCCUUCUGCCCAGAAGGAGCAGCAGCAGCAGCAGCAGCCAGGCAGCACCACGCUCAGCUCCAGCCAGAUGGGCGAUGUGACUCUGGAGCGCAUGAUCGACGCCAUUCUGGAGAGCAACCGCAAGGCACCGCCACCACGCCAGCGCCAGCCGAGGCAGCAUCUCCGCCAGCAGCAGAUGCGGCACAGGCAGCAGCUCCUGAGAGUCACCUCAAGCUCUAGAAUCCCCUCGGGGACCCACUCGCCCACCUACCGCCCCGCCUUCGACCCGGCCAGCGACCUGUGCGAGUACUGGAAGUCGCCCUCGCGGAGGGACUCCCUGCCCGCCGACGGCUUCGAGGAGCGGGAGGUACGCUCCCCCCUGGCCACCGCUAACUGUGCCACCUCCCAGACCAAGUCCAAGUCGCUGCAGCUGCAGCUGCGCAGGCAGCGAGUGGUAAGGCGCAAGCGGAAGAUUGCCACCAAGAUCUCCUCCAGCGUGAGGCAGUCGGCACAGAAGCUGCUGGCCGCGGCCAGAACUGGGGCACCGCCGGCUAAGAUGCAGCGCCACAUCAGCCCGGACAGCGGACACAACUCCACCAGCGACUGUGAGCUGGAGGAGGAUCGGCCGCUGGGUGGCCUGGAUGUGGGUAAUGAGGACUUGGAGGCUUCCUGCCAAAUGGAUGCCAAGUGGCUGCAGUCGCAGGUGCGAGAGGCCACCAAGCGACGCCUCAGCUUCUCCCUGGCGGACCGCAGUUGA
Messenger RNA from Drosophila kikkawai, 1433 nucleotides. RefSeq lists its product as uncharacterized. The record is from RefSeq and is a predicted model, not a curated record. NCBI's taxonomy places the organism in Eukaryota, Metazoa, Arthropoda, Insecta, Diptera, Drosophilidae.